AUGAGCAAGUGUGAGAGCUGUUCAUUGGACAAAGCCGAAUAUAAGCAACUCGUUCGGGACUCUAAAAUAUCAACAGAGAACGCAAUAAAAGACUACAAGCAGAUCCAGGAACUAAAGAAAAAACUUAAAGAAGAAAUGGCAGCAAAAGGACCUGUAGGUAGCAUAGAGCCAUAUUUUGAAGAUGCGACGGAAUGGAACGUCUGGAUCGAAAGGCUUGAGUUGUAUUUUGCAGCUAACAGAGUUGACGACAGUUUGAAAGUACUGACCUUUUUGACCUUGUUGGGAGAACAGGGCUACGUGCGUUUAAGGAACCUGUGUGUGCCGGAUAAGCCGAGCACUAAAACGUUCAAGGAACUCACGGAGUUGAUGAAAAAACAUACUCAGCCGGAGCCUAGUGAAAUACCAGAGCGGUUCAAAUUUUACCGAUGUUUUCAAGGCGAGGGUGAAUCCGUGAGUGAGUUUUGUGCUAACCUAAAAAAGGUGGCCACGCACUGCAAGUUUGGAGAUAACUUGAAUUACCAUCUUCGAGACCAAUUUUUAAGCGGAAUCCGGUGCGAGUCAAUCAAGAAGAUGCUACUUGAGGAAGACUCUCUUACUUUUGAGGUUGCGGUCAAGAAGGCGCUGGCAAACAAGAUGGCGGCGCGCGACACAGCUGAAUUAGCAGAGGGAGUAAAUAGCAUCCAUUUUGUCAAGGGACGUAAGCAACAGGCGAAAAAGAAAGCCGUGGAUUCCAGGAAGAAGCCGUGUAUACAUCGCGGAUAUACUAACCAUAUAGCAGAACAAAGGAAAGAUAAUGGCCAUGCGGACUGUCUAUCUAGACUUCCAUUGGGUGCGGAAAGUGAUGGGAUCAAUACCGACGACUAUUCGUACUUGAAGUAUGUAAGCGAAUCUGUAGAUUUUAUAUCACCUAGUAAAUUAGUGCUAGAGACCGCAAAUUGCGGGGUACUGACUCAAGUACGUAAACAUGUCAAGUACGGAUGGCCGGAAGUCAUAGAGAAAGAUUUAAAGCCAUAUAAGCGUAGAGCAUCCGAAUUAGCGCUAGAAAAUGGGUGUAUCCUAUGGGGACACCGAUUAAUUGUACCAAAAUCUCUACAACCUAUUUUUCUAAAAGAGCUACAUAGCGGUCAUAUGGGCGUCGUUAAAAUGAAGGCGCUUGCAUGUUCGUAUAUUUGGUGGCCCAGAAUAGACGAGGAGAUUGAAAAAAUAACAAAACAAUGUGAGUUAUGUUCGACGCAUGGUCCAUACCCUCCUAGAUCAGAAUUACAUGUAUGGGACUGGCCGGAUGCUCCAAAUAAACGUUUACACGCGGAUUUCCUUGGGCCCAUUGGAGGUCGAAUGGAUUUUAUAAUCACGGACGCACACUCAAAAUGGGUGGAUGUACAAGAAAUGCGCGAUAUAUCGGCUAAAUCUACAAUCGAUGCGUUUAAAUUAUAUUUCGCUACAUGGGGCCUUCCCAUUAAAAUUGUAACAGAUAAUGGACCUGCGUUUAUCUCUCAGGAGUUUCGUAAAUUUACGCGAAAUAAUAAUAUAGAUCACCACCUGGUACCCCCGUAUCACCCCGCUAGUAAUGGUGCUGCGGAAAAUGCUGUAAAAACGUUCAAAAACAAGUUCAAAAUACUUUUGUUGGAAAAAUUGAAUCGCAAAGAUGCACUUGCAAAAUAUUUAUUUCAGUACAGAUCUACGCCACACGUUACUACCGGGGUCACACCUGCAGAAUUGCAGAUGGGGCGAAAAUUUUUCACGCGAUUUGACCUACUAAAAUUAAACACGGCAGCCGUAGUCAAUAAAAGCCAAGAGGCGCAAAAAAAGAAACCAUCAUGGCAAUAG
Copidosoma floridanum is the source of this 1827-nucleotide messenger RNA. RefSeq lists its product as uncharacterized. The record is from RefSeq and is a predicted model, not a curated record. NCBI's taxonomy places the organism in Eukaryota, Metazoa, Arthropoda, Insecta, Hymenoptera, Encyrtidae.